GAGCUUGGAGCCGUGGAAAGUAAAUUAGAAAAAGUUGAAAAGUUGGUAGAUGAGUUAAAGAUGAACGUAGACGACAUUCACGAAGAAGUCAAAGAAGAAGGAAGCAGUAACAAUAAGGCAAUGUUUGCUGACUGG
Molecule: messenger RNA, 135 nt
Organism: Paraglomus brasilianum
Lineage: Eukaryota; Fungi; Glomeromycota; Glomeromycetes; Paraglomerales; Paraglomeraceae
Source: the annotation of a GenBank genome assembly